This is a messenger RNA of Paramecium sonneborni, 159 nucleotides long. Lineage: Eukaryota; Ciliophora; Oligohymenophorea; Peniculida; Parameciidae. The record is from the annotation of a GenBank genome assembly.
GUAUCAUAUGCUUGCAGAUCAUUUUUUUAAUUUAUAUUAGCAAUUGUAGAAAUUAGAGAGUCCAAAUAUUACAAAAUAAAACAAGAGUUAGAACUAUUAGAAAAGUUAUCUAAAAUAGAAGAAAAAGCUUUAAAUUUUCUUCAAAAAAAAAUGACGGAU